UAACAACAAAGAAAACGACACUUUCCUAUACAGAACCAGUUUAGGCGGUUAGCUAUCCUCUACAUAAUGACUGGUAUUGUACAGUGCUUUGUUGUUGGUCUAUCGUUGUGUAUGACAACCCAGGCCACCGACAAAAGGAUCCUUCUCAGUGAUCCCACCUACGUCGCCCAGGAACUCAAUCGGCUACAGUCAGAACUUCAGGAUGUCAAAGUUCAUGUCGGAGUCCUUCAACAAACAGUGAACAAGCAACAAUCUGUCAUCACAGAGUUGUCAAACAAAGGUGUUCAGGGCACAGUGUAUACUAGGUGGGGUCGACCUGAUUGUCCAGCCGGUAACCACACCGAACUUGUGUACUCAGGUUACGUGGGAGGCUCAUUCUAUACAUCUCCGGGUGCAGCAGCCAAUGCUGUUUGUCUGCCUAACAACCCGACAUUUGGUGAUCACCAGUUGUCAGACUCAGGUGUUUCGACAGCGUUUAUCUACGGCGCUGAGUUCGAGGAGUAUGCGAUGUUUGGCCUACCCCAUCAAGACGAAGACGUUGCUUGCGCUGUCUGUAGACAUUCUGAUCAUUCUACAGUAACGAUGAUACCCGCUAGGACUUCCUGUUACCCAGGCUGGACUGAGGCUUAUGGUGGUCUACUAGCAGCCGGACACCCAACACAUCCUGCAGCAACCGAAUACAUAUGUAUAGAUGGACAGCCGACAAGUAUUUCAGGGGGGAAUAAAAACGACAAUGGGAAGCUGUUCUAUGCGGUGUCUACAAAAUGUGGAUCUCUGCAAUGUCCUCCUUAUGAUAAUGAUCAGAUUGUGUCCUGCGUUGUCUGCAUGAAGUAAUAAAACCAGAAAAAGUUUGAACUAAUUACUUUAUGUUUUUAUAUUAUCAGUAUUUGAAACAAUAUUUCUACCACUCUUCUAUUUCAGAAUAUAUUUUGUACUGAUCUUAUGCAUAAAAGGAGUUGGGCAACAGGCUUAGCCUAUAUAAGCCCUCUUCUUACAAAAUAUAACAGUACAUACAUCAUCAUAUCAAUAUUACUUU
Molecule: messenger RNA, 1036 nt
Organism: Mizuhopecten yessoensis (Yesso scallop)
Lineage: Eukaryota; Metazoa; Mollusca; Bivalvia; Pectinida; Pectinidae
Product: short-chain collagen C4-like
Exons: 3
Coding region: 67-834 (255 amino acids)
Source: RefSeq, a predicted model, not a curated record